AACGCUUCCGCUGACAAGUCACAGGAUAAAUUUCCGUAUACAGAACAAAUUUUGUAGGCCUAAUUCUAAUAAUUAUUUUAUUCAUUGGUUGCACCUUUGAUAGAUAAGAUACAAAGUUAGGUUACACUUUCAAUAGACAGGAAACAAAGCUAGAUAACACUUUUGGAAGACAAGAACCCAGUCAAGAUGCAGAACUCUGGCAGCCCACAACUAGACCUAACUGGGAAGCUGAUCAUCAAAGUUGCACUGGGUGAUGACAUUAGACGUAUUCCCAUUCACAAUGAAGAUAUAACAUACGAUGAGCUCGUCCUCAUGAUGCAGCGGGUCUACAGGGGAAAGCUGAGCACCAAUGAUGAAAUUACUAUUAAAUAUAAAGAUGAAGAUGGUGACCUGAUAACAAUCUUUGACAGUUCUGACUUGACCUUUGCCAUCCAGUGUAGCAGAAUAUUGAAAAUUACUUUAUUUACGAGCGGCUCAGCCAAAUCAUUACUAGAGCCAGUGUGUGCGUCCAGCAUUAGGAGAGAGCUCCAGGACAUCAGGGACAGGGUGGUCAAUCUUCUGGACAGGCUGGAGACCACAGCCCUGAUAGGGGGAGCUCAAGGUCUGAGCAUUGCUGACGGCAUAGCUGGGAAAGAUAAAUCUCAACCCCAGGCCCAGAGACCAGCUAAUGCUUUAGGAGGGAAGGAGUUUGAUCCCCUUAGUAGCCAGAAGUCAUGGGAGGAACAAGCCCAUAAUAAAGUAGCUGCCUCUUUUGGGAUGGAUGGAAAUGUAACGUCAUCCUCCCAGUAUGAUCGAGCUGCCACCCCUGAUAGCAUAUCAAGCAUUGGCUCCUCGGCCAGCAACCAGGUCAAGGCACAGCAGAACAGUUACCAGCCACCCCCUGCUGCCACCAACCCCCAGCAGCAACAACAGCAGGUACAGCAACAGCAACCUAUACAACAACAACAACAACAGAUUCCCUCAACCCCCCAGGGUCAGCCUAGCUUUGGUGUCCAGCCGGUGUACAGGGGUCAGGCUGCCCCCCUCCCCCAGUCUUACGCUGGACAGCCAGGAUAUGGGGUCCCCCAGCCAGUACAACAGCCUGUCCAACAACAGCAGCAGCAGGAGCAGGUCCCACAACACCAACAACAGAUAUCACAGCAACAACAGUCACAGUAUGAUGCAUCCUUAUAUGGCCAGUAUAAUGCUGGCUAUCAAGCUAUAUCUGGCCAACCAGCUCUGAACCAGCCUACACCAGGUCACAUGAUGUAUGGCCAGCCUGGCCUGCCUAGUCCAGGGACCUACAACCAAGCACCUGGCAUGCCACAGGUAGAGGUGAAAGGUCAAGCAUACCCACCCAACCCCACCCCUGCUGGUACAGGUCAGUCCCCCAACAACCCCUACUCACGAGGUGGUUACGGGGGUGGUUACCCACGACCCAGUGCUGGCUACCCACAGUAGCCACAAGACUCAAGAUAGUGAAAAACAAGAAUAAGUUGUGAUUGAAAAUUUUGUGCUUUGGACGUCACUGGAUAAGGAUGGAUUAUUUCCCUUAUUACUUGUGUAAUACAGGCAAGGGAGGCAACAAAUUAAAGGCAUUUAAGUAUCACUGUAUAUAUUAGAAAUUAACUAUAUCAAAUGAGUUGUCAUGAAUGAAAUAACUGUUACUUUAUUUCUUAUUUAAGGGCUGGUGUGUUGUUGUUUUUUUCUGUUUCAUUUAUGAGCUUGUGGAAUCAGGUCUGUUGAGGUAGAAUACCAACCAUUCUUCUUACUUGUAUUAAAACUGUAUUCUAUACUUAAAGAUCAUGUUUGGUGUGAGCGUAGUAGUUUUUUAUCAUAAUCGGUGGAAUAUUAAUUAUAUUAAAUAGCUAAUAUAUGCAUGUUGACAUUUCUUGUGUAUAAAUUUUGCUAGUAUCAAGGUUACUUUUAUUAUGAAAGUGCAUUUUCGUCAAAGCAAAAUGAAUUAAAAAAAUGUUUUUUUUUUUAAAAUGAUACUAGUUCAUGGGUACAAUAUAAGACUUUUUUUUCUGUAUGUCUAGUUUUAACAUAAAGGCUUUGCGUAAACAAAUUGUUGCUAAUCCUUCUUGGGUAAAUCUACUGUGAAUAAAUAAACAGAAAAUAUAUCUAAGCUUUAUUGGUCAUAGUAAUCCACAAGGUGUAUUGUUAGCCCAGCACUUAGAUCAGUGACAUUUCCUCCAGUAUAGCUUGCUGUAACUUGACCGAUUGAAUAUUUACUUGAUGUCUGUGGUGGACUAUCUUACUACUUAGUUGAAUACAUCACCACUUCCGUGGUGAAAACUUGAAAUAUUUGAUCAAGUGAAACUGUGUUGCAAUGUUAAUCUGACCCUUAAAGCUCUGUUAUCUUAUUUAAAUGUGUCAGUAAUGUUGUUAUAUGUGGAUGCUUUGGUACAUAUCUUUUGUUUCAAUACUCUACAUUUUUUUAUUCCACAUCAAUAUCUUGAUUUAGUAUCUCUCAUAGAAGGCUUGUUCUUGUUCUAUAUCUUGAUUUAGUAUAUAUAAACAGAUCACUAAACUGACAACCUAACACACCUACUUUUGGAAGAGUCUACUGUCAGACUGGCAAGAGGGAUAAUCCAACAAAUAAAUUUUCACUAGCAAGUCCUGAUGUGUUUUUUGUAAGACCCAUGAGUUACCGGCCAAACCCUAGACUAGGCUCCCAUUGUUUUGUCUGAUAUUAAUGCCGUAUCUGAAGAAUUUCAAAUACAAAGUAUCAUUAAGGGAAGGUCUAAAUAUACAUACUUAUAUAAAUAUAUAAUCCUAAGUUUGUACAUUGAUUAUUUAUUUCUUUGGAACUUAAAAAAAAAUUAACUUAUUUAUUUUUUCUUGUUUGCUAUCGAUUUUAAUAAUUUAUAUUAAAAAUUCUUCGAAGUUGUUUCAAAGUGAAAUACAUUUUUUGAAAAAAAAUAUCUACACCUGAAAAUUUUCAAAAAUAUGACAGACUUUUAUUUUCACAAGUGAUGCAACUUGUGAGUUAACACUAAGAAAAUGUUACAUUUGUUCUUUGAAGUGUAAAACAUGUACGUGAUGCCACCUUGUCUCCUCAUGUUGUGUUGCUAGCACUCUGUUAUAUGUCUGCGUACACGUCAGUAUUUCUUUUUGGUCCAUACACACACUAUGGCUUAUAUGAUUCUGUGUACACUGUUAAUUCCAUUUUGUAUGCGUACCAGUAAAUAAUUUAUUAGUUCAAGUUUCACCUUAAUCAAAUAUUAUUUUUACAUUAUAUUUUAAUUUAGUGUACAAAAGUUUGGUGGGGCUAUUUGUGGAUGUGCUUCUGUAAGUAAUUCUGUUCAGAGCUAGAGCAAGGGACAGAACUGCAGACAAAUCCAAUAGAUUGAAAGUCAGGGACAGUCUUGCUGGAUGGUGAGAUUCUGCUAAUGGGAAGUAGAUUUGGCUAUGGUGGUUUCUUAAAAUGUUGGAUGAAAGCUGCAACCUGACAAAGAAAGGGAACAAAUUAAAUUGAUGUGUGUGAGGUGAUUGACUUGAUGUGUGUGAUAUCUCAAAGUUUUUAAAGAAAAAUUAAAAAUGUUUUGCUCUAAUAAUCCUA
Physella acuta is the source of this 3544-nucleotide messenger RNA. Its product is annotated as protein TFG-like. Gene Ontology annotation, molecular function: identical protein binding. The record is from RefSeq and is a predicted model, not a curated record. NCBI's taxonomy places the organism in Eukaryota, Metazoa, Mollusca, Gastropoda, Physidae. Gene Ontology annotation, biological process: COPII vesicle coat assembly; endoplasmic reticulum to Golgi vesicle-mediated transport. Gene Ontology annotation, cellular component: endoplasmic reticulum exit site.